AUGAGCACGCACAAAGUGCGCCCACCGGGCGCGCGACACUCGUAUGACAGACAAACCUCUCAAAGCAUUGCUAUCUCUCUAGAGACAACGUUAACACGGCUCACCCCCCGCCGCGCGCACAUAGUCCCAAUCACCAUCACGCCGAUCGGGGUGCAUCACCCACUCCCACGUGUGACGCAACCAGUCCUUGGGCCCCCGCUGGUCACACCACCGCCCCCAGCGGCGGCGGCCACGCCCCUCCGGAGGAACCUCCCACCCUCCGGGGCGCGUGGUGCUGAGGGGCCCCAGCGCCAUGUCCACCGCCGCGAGCGGCCCGUGUCAGUCUCCUUUGGAGACGUGAAGAAGACACUGCAGCCUGCCCCGCAUCCCGGCGCUGCCGUCGAGGAACGCGCGGCGCGGGGGACAUGCGAGCGCGACAUUGGGCGCAAUCAUACGCCGCAGGUCGGGAGGGCGGUACGUGGAUGGGUCGACGGCGCUGGCGCGCUGCGCGGCGUCCCCGCGCGGGGGACGUUUACGACGCUGAAGGACUCGGUGGCCAAAUGCGAACCACCCAACUGGGAGGCUACGUACUCCGCCCAAGGGCAAGCGCUCUCGAUCCCGGCGAGGCGGAGGUUGAACCAGCCGGUCGUCGACGUCCAGCGUCCAGGGACUGGCUGGGAUGUCCAGGAACGUAGCGAGCACAUCGCUGAGGACCCGGGGUCCUUUGCCGUUUCCGAGUGGGUCCACCCGAACAUACCGAUGCCUCCGAAACGUACAUCGACUCCUCCGAUGUCCCGCACGGAUGCCUCCACAACGUACACGGAUGCCUCCACAACGUACACGGAUGCCUCCACAACGUACAUCGAUGACUCCGAUGGACCCACGCCCUCCCACGACCGCCACAUAGCGUGGUUCCUAGUAAUACCGCCGUAA
This is a messenger RNA of Trametes versicolor FP-101664 SS1, 912 nucleotides long. RefSeq lists its product as uncharacterized. Lineage: Eukaryota; Fungi; Basidiomycota; Agaricomycetes; Polyporales; Polyporaceae. The transcript has 5 exons. The record is from RefSeq and is a predicted model, not a curated record. Bases 1 to 912 code for a protein of 303 amino acids.